Messenger RNA from Pan troglodytes (chimpanzee), 3152 nucleotides. It is a transcript of the gene GRAMD2B, whose product is annotated as GRAM domain containing 2B. The transcript has 17 exons. NCBI's taxonomy places the organism in Eukaryota, Metazoa, Chordata, Mammalia, Primates, Hominidae. Gene Ontology annotation, cellular component: cytoplasmic microtubule. The record is from RefSeq and is a predicted model, not a curated record. The coding region runs from base 603 to 1946 and encodes 447 amino acids.
AUUUAAACUCUGUUUCAUCACCAGUAAGAUGAAAGUGCUGAGUAAAGUAACCUAAGGCUUGUUUCAAAUCUUGAAAUGUGAAUCCAUGUAGCGCCGACCUGGCUAUUUUAAUGUUUCAUGUUUGGGUUUUUGCUUUCUUGAUACCAUUUGUUCCUCAACAAAGGAAACCUAAUCACUCAGAACUCUGAGAAACACUGAUCACUAAAUAGGUCAAAAACAUCCUGCAAGAGAUGAAAGCAUUCAGAAGUUUUGCAGAAGGGUCCUGGGAAUAAAAGAUGCCGCAUUUUGUAAGAGAAACCCUAGAUGACCCUUAGAACAUCUAAAAGAAGUUAUGGACACUCUCUCCACCAAAAAGAAAAGAAAAAAGUCACCUGCACUGUAAAAGAGUACACAUUUUCAGAGGACUUGGGAAUUGGGGACCCACACUUAGCUUCCAAGAAGAGAACCUUUGGCACCAUCAACCUGUUUCCUGCAAGAGCUGUGCUGUGCACAUAGGACAGUAUAACAGCACAUGAAGUCAAGCAGAAUGUGACCUACAAUCGUUCUCUUCAACCUAAGUAUCUACUUCCUAAGUUUCUUGAAGAUCACCUGGCCUCUAGAAGAUGACAAGGAGACAGCAAGUCCUACAAGCAAAAAGGAGCAUUCAGCAAACAUUCCAAGCACAGCUUAUGCCCUGGAAGAGUAUGUUCCACGGGAGAGAAGUGAAGCCAGUGGGUCCAGACCUGGAACUCUCAGAGGCUGAGAAUGGUGUGGAGGAGAAAAAGAAAGCCUGCAGGUCGCCAACAGCCCAAUCCCCUACCCCAUCUGUGGAGGCGGACUCCCCAGACCAGAAGAAAAUCAUUAGCCUAUGGUCAAAAUCCAGUUUUGAUGGUGCCUCUUUAGCAAGUGAUAAGAACGACUGUAAAACAGAAAGCAAAAAUGACCCUAAGACUGAAAGAAAAAAGUCUUCAUCUUCCAGCCAGUACAAGGCCAAUAUGCACUUUCACAAGUUGUUUCUUAGUGUCCCAACGGAGGAACCACUGAAGCAAAGCUUUACCUGUGCUCUACAGAAAGAAAUACUAUACCAAGGAAAGCUCUUUGUAUCAGAAAACUGGAUUUGUUUUCAUUCCAAAGUCUUUGGAAAAGACACAAAGAUCUCUAUUCCAGCUUUCUCGGUAACCCUAAUAAAGAAAACCAAAACUGCUCUUCUAGUGCCAAACGCCCUGAUCAUAGCAACAGUCACAGACAGGUACAUAUUUGUCUCCUUACUCUCCAGAGAUUCAACUUACAAACUACUAAAAUCUGUGUGUGGACACUUAGAAAAUACAAGUGUUGGUAACAGUCCCAAUCCAUCUUCUGCUGAAAACAGUUUCCGAGCAGACCGCCCUUCAUCUCUGCCUCUGGAUUUCAAUGAUGAAUUCUCAGAUCUGGAUGGAGUGGUUCAACAAAGAAGGCAAGACAUGGAAGGAUACAGCAGUUCUGGUUCUCAAACUCCUGAAUCUGAGAACUCUCGAGAUUUCCAUGUGACAGAAUCCCAGACAGUUCUGAAUGUCUCCAAGGGAGAAGCAAAGCCAACUCGGGCAGAUGCCCAUGUGAACAGAGUACCUGAAGGAAAAGCCAAGAGUCUCCCUGUACAGGGUCUGUCAGAAACUGUUGGAAUCUUACAUAAAGUCAAGUCUCAGAAAUGUCCGAUGCUUCACCAUAUUCUUAUAUUCUAUGCAAUUGUUGUCUGUGCACUAAUCAUCUCGACCUUCUACAUGAGAUACAGAAUUAAUACUCUGGAGGAGCAGCUGGGGUUACUAACCUCCAUUGUGGACACCCAUAAUACUGAACAGGCAGCACCAUCUGGCCUGAGGUCACAAGUACAAUUCAAUGUGGAGGUUCUCUGUCAAGAGCUUACAGCUAACAUAGUGAAAUUAGAAAAGAUACAAAAUAACUUACAGAAGUUGCUUGAGAAUGGUGACUGAUCGACCAGAUUGCUCGGGCCAUCGGAAUACCUCAUGUUUCCCUUUGAAGAAGGUGCUUCCUGAGGCGUUUUGUUUGAGUGCACCCUGCUGGUCAGAGGCGCAAGCAGAUGAGAAUCCAGACAUUGCAUGUGGAGGACUCCAGCUCAGGAAAGUGGGGAGGGAAAUAAUUUUGGUUCUUGUGCAAUAAAAGUUGACCUUGACUCUCUGAGGAAGAUUUUGCUGCUUUUGCCUGAAGAAAACAGACCCAUCUCCGGAGGUCUCAGGAAGGGCCCAGCGAACACACUCUCUUGGAUAAUUACCAUGAUGGCGUCAGCAAACACUCCACCCUGUGCCUUUUUAGUCCUUCCCGCCCUCCUGCCUCUCCCUUACACCCCUCUUAACGACUUUCAAACUAAAGGAUACAUCAUAUACUGACAAACUCAAUGUGGUCCUUUCAAGAAUUAGCCAUGAGUCUCAAAAAGGCAAUAAAUGGCUCUAAGUGGACAGGUUUGCUUCAAACAAGUAACAUCUACAUUUUGUCUUUUUUUUUUUUAGUUCUCCUCUUAUGUUCUGGUUUAAAUCACCUGUGUGUCUUAAUUUCUCAAUUCCUUUUUGGCAAGAAUAUCAAGCAAGGUGGAUUUAACAUUAUGUUUAUGUUUUGUUUUGUUGCUGUAACUAAUAGUUAAUUGGACUGAUUCUUACCCAGCCCUGGUCAAGAAUCUGUAAGGCAUGUGACUGAAGUACUAAAUUAAACUUAUUUUGAAACCAAACCUAAUUUUUAAGCCAAAAGGUGUAAUAGUGAUUUAAUACAGGAUGAAAAACACUGAAUUUUUAAGACUAUAGGUGGACUAUGUUAGUAGUUUUCAAGCAGGAUGUCUGUAUUCAGCAUUCAAUAAUGCUAAAAUCCCUUUCAGCAUGAAAUUUGUAUGUUUUUAUCCUUUGCUGACUAAAAUAAAAUAACUGGUGGUUUGCUAACUAUUUACCAUAUGGGUUGGCUGGUUUUUAUUAAUAAUUGUUUAGGGUAUCAUAAGAUCUGUAAGUACAAAGGAUAUUCUGUUUCUAUCUGCAAUGCAUUUGAUAAUCAUUUCUAUGAAAUGUAUUUUAUUUAAUCAGAUAAGCUAAUAAGCGAAUUGGUUACAUUGUUUGUACCUAUUGGCCUAGUGGACAGCUGUGCCUGGUGCACCUCUGGCUUUUAAUAAAUACUCAUUGGUUGAAACACCCUGCUAA